GGAGGUUGAGGAACUUAAACUGUGAGUUUAAACUGAAGCUGGUGAGGCUGAACGUCUUUUGGACUAAAGUGUGAAACAGAGAAGAGUUUGAGUUUGAGUUUGGCACUGUCACGUCUGCUCAGGCUGCUGAAAGUGAAAGUGAAGCUGCAGAGAGAGCCUCAAGAGAAAAGAGACUUUACUGUAGAGACAAAAUGGCUUCUAAAAUGGAGGACGAUCUCACCUGUCCUGUGUGCUGUGACAUCUUCAAGGAUCCUGUCAUUUUAACCUGCGCUCACAGCAUCUGUAAAGCCUGUCUGCAGCAGUUCUGGGAGAGCAAAGGACACAGAGAAUGUCCCUACUGCAGGAGGAAGUGCUCAAAAGAUGUCUAUCCCCCUAACAUGGCGUUAAGGAACCUGUGUGAGACCUUCUUACAGGAACAAAGUCAGAGAGCUUCAUCAGGGUCUGAUGUGUUCUGCAGUCUGCACAAUGAAAAACUGAAGAUCUUCUGUCUGGAAGAUAAACAGCCUGUGUGUGUGGUGUGCCAGAUAUCAAAGAAACAUAAGAAUCACACCUUCAGUCCGAUAGAUGAAGCAGCACAGGACCGUAAGGAGGAGCUCAAGAUCAAAUUGCAGCCCUUACAGACAAAACUGAAGACCUUUAUAGAGGUCAAACUCAUCUGUGAUAAAACAGCAGCACAUAUUAAGACACAAACCCAACACACAGAGAGGCAGAUCAAGCAGGAGUUUGAGAAGCUUCACCAGUUUUUACUAGAUGAAGAGACAGCCAGGAUAGCUGCAGUGAAGAAGGAAGAGAAGCAGAAGAGUCAGAUGAUGAAGAAGAAGAUUGAGAAGAUGAGCAGAGAGAUCUCAUCUCUUUCAGACACCAUCAGAGCCAUAGAGGAGGAGAUGGGAGCUGAUGACAUCACAUUCCUGCAGUCUGAACCCAAACCCACAGCAGCACUGACUCCUGAAUGUUAUUCCAGAGCCCAGUGCACACUGCAGGAUCCAGAGAGGGUUUCAGGAGCUCUGAUCAAUGUGGCAAAGCACCUGGGCAACCUGAAGUUCAGAGUCUGGGAGAAGAUGCAGGAGACUGUUCAGUACACUCCUGUGACUCUGGAUCCCAACACUGCACACCCAAAUCUCAUCCUGUCUGAGGAUCUGACCAGUGUGAGAUAUGGUGAUGAGGUGCAGCAGCUUCCUGAUAACCCAGAGAGAUUUGAUGAGUAUGUCAGUGUGCUGGGCUCUGAGGGCUUUAACUCAGGGACUCACUGCUGGGAUGUGGAGGUUGGAGAGAACACAUUCUGGGCUGUGGGUGUGAUGACAGAGUCUCUCCAGAGGAAGGGAGACUACAGCUCCAGGAGUGGAGUGUGGACUGUGUGGUAUUAUGAUGCUGCAUAUAGAGCACAUGCUUCUCCUCAUGACUCCACUCACCUCACAGUGCAGCAGAAACUCCAGAGGAUCAGAGUGCAGCUGGACUGGGACAGAGGAGAGCUGUCAUUCUCUAACCCUGAUAAUAACACACACAUACACACCUUCACACACACGUUCACUGAGAGAGUGUUUCCAUUCUUCAUUAGUUACAGUAAUGUUCCUCUGCAGAUGUUACCAGUGAAGGCCUCAGUAAGAGUAGAGCAGCACAGUUAGAGCUGAUACUGACUCUGAACCAGGGAUGACAUACUGAGAGGGAAACCUAUAGGAGAGGACACUAUGAAGAAACAAAGCCAUUUAAUAAACAGUAAAAAUAUGUCUCAUUGUGUGGAUAUUAAUGUUAAAGGUAUGCUAAUGCCCACCUCGUUUAGCUUGCUGCAUGUACUGUGCCUAGUUUCAUUAUAUACAGCAAUGUUGUGAUAUUCAAUACAAUUGGAUUGGUAAAUGAAUAAGGACAAUAAAACAUUAAAAGCAUUAA
Messenger RNA from Sardina pilchardus (European sardine), 1884 nucleotides. Its product is annotated as zinc-binding protein A33-like. Gene Ontology annotation, molecular function: protein binding; zinc ion binding; ubiquitin protein ligase activity. NCBI's taxonomy places the organism in Eukaryota, Metazoa, Chordata, Actinopteri, Clupeiformes, Clupeidae. The transcript is spliced from 5 exons. Gene Ontology annotation, cellular component: cytoplasm. Bases 192 to 1622 code for a protein of 476 amino acids. Gene Ontology annotation, biological process: protein ubiquitination. The record is from RefSeq and is a predicted model, not a curated record.